GUUUUUCCUGGCGGGACUUUCAGUUUUCAUUCUUUGGAAAUGGUUCUGAGCUUAGUGUCUCGUAAAUUCGCUGUGUGUGUCGUUUUUCUAAAGUAGCCACAAAGUCUCACAGUAAGCAUGGCUGGGAAUACGGUGGAGUACACUAUAGGAGGAGUGAAAAUUCACUUCCCCUGCAAAGCCUAUCCCUCUCAACUUGCUAUGAUGAACUCGAUUGUUCGUGGCCUAAACCAUGGGCAGCACUGCUUGUUGGAGAGCCCUACUGGGAGCGGCAAGAGCUUAGCCCUGCUGUGCUCAGCCUUGGCAUGGCAGCAGGCACAGUAUAGUAAGUCUGACCAGAACGGUGGAAGCUCCUCAUGUGAUGUCAAAAAGCCAGAUGUCACCACUCCAUGUCAGUGUGCGUGUCACAGUCGAGUUUCUGACCCACACACUUCUUCGAGCAGCACAGCAUUCAAACCACCUGUGGUUGAUCUUACUGGUGAAGGUGAUGCUGCUCAAGCCAUCACUUCUCCAAAAGAAGAGGACAGUGCGUGCAAGAGAUCCACUCUGUCUUCCAGGCUCUCUCAGAAGCUUCAGGCUUCCCUCACUACAGAGAGAGGACAAGACGAUGAUGAUUUCAAGGCUGAUAGGAAGCGCAUGCGGGCACCUGCUGCUGACCAGAAGAGCAGUAAGCGAAGGUGUCUGGAGAAAGGUGUGGUUUACAUUGAUAAUGAUGAUGAUGCAGACCUGGAGAGGCCUGUGGCUGGAGCUCAGAGCUGGACUGUGGAGCUAGGCAGUCAAGCCAGGGCUGAGGGUAGCCUGCCACCUGCAGAGUGCUAUUCUCCUGUGUCUUGUUCUCUGUGUCCCUGUGCCAGCCUCAGAGAAGGACAGAAGGCAGGUGAAAAGGCCAAGGACAAAGACAAGGAGGUCAAUGGGAAGAAAACUAUACCCAAGAUCUUUUUUGGUACACGCACUCAUAAACAGAUCACCCAGAUUGCUCGAGAGCUGAAGAGGACGCUCUACUCCACUGUCCCCAUGACUAUCCUGUCUAGCCGAGACCAUACCUGUGUGCACCCUGAGGUGAUGCCCCAUGCCAACCGCAACGAGCGCUGCAAGGAACUGCUAGAGGCCAAGAACGGCCUAUCCUGUCGGUUCUACCAUAAUGUGCAUAAAAUGCGGGAGCAGAGCAGCCUGCAGUGGGUGCAUGGGCUACACCAGGCCUGGGACAUAGAGGAGCUGGUGCGUCUAGGCAGUAAGCUGCGCUCUUGUGCCUACUAUGCAGCUCGAGAGCUCAUGCAGGAAGCUUGCAUAGUCUUCUGCCCUUACAACUACUUACUUGACCCCCUUAUCCGGGAGAGUAUGGAAAUCAACCUGAAAGGGCAGAUCGUGGUGCUAGAUGAGGCCCAUAACAUUGAAGACUGUGCCCGAGAGAGUGCCAGCUUUACCCUCAACCAAACCCAGCUGUUGCAAGCCCGUGAAGAGAUUGAGGGCCUAGUGACAUACAACAUCCGUCGUAGCCACCAUGAGCCUCUCCUGGCCUUCUGCUGCAGUCUACUCAAUUGGAUACAGGAGAGCUCCAGUGCCUUGCAAGAAAGGGAUUAUGAGUCUGCAUGUAAGGUGUGGACAGGGAAGGAAGUUCUGGGCAUUUUCCAUGGCCUUGGCAUCACAGCUGACACUUUUUCAGCACUGCAGAAGCAUCUAGAGGUGGUCCUGGAGAAGGAGGAGCGAAUUGGUCUGGUGAACGGGAGAGAGGACACAGUCCAGAUUCCCACCAUCAGCUCCAGCACUCAAUCUGUGCUCAAGAGCCUCUUCAUGGUGCUGGAAUUCCUUUUCCGACAAAACUGCAGGUUUGCGGAUGACUACCGUGUAGCCCUGCAGCAGAGCUAUAUCUGGACCACCCAGCAGGACGCUCCUGACGCCCAGGGCUUUUUUGCUCGGCCCAAUCGCCGUCGCCAGAGUACCCGCACUAAAACCCUGGUGCACACACUCAGCUUCUGGUGCCUUAACCCUGCUGUGGCGUUCUCUGACCUGAGUGAUUCAGUACGCAGUAUAGUGCUCACAUCUGGCACCCUGUCCCCCAUGGGCUCCUUCUCCUCAGAACUGGGCAUUAAAUUCUCCAUUCAGCUGGAGGCCAGCCAUGUCAUCAGCAAGUCGCAGGUGUGGGUUGGCACAGUUGGAAUUGGUCCCCAGGGCCGCAGGCUGUGUGCCACGUUUCAGCACACUGAGACAUUUGCCUUCCAGGAUGAAGUGGGUGCACUGCUGCUGAAAGUGUGCCAGACAGUGAGCCGAGGAGUGCUGUGCUUCCUGCCAUCCUACAAGAUGCUGGAUAAGCUGAGGGACCGCUGGAUGAACACAGGCUUGUGGGAGAAACUGGAGGAGCGGAAGACUGUGAUUGCAGAACCACGUGGAGGAGCAAAGAGCGACUUUGAUGAGCUGCUGCAAACGUACUAUGAGGCCAUCAGACAAAGUGGACCCAGAGAUGGAGCACUGCUGAUUGCAGUAUGCAGAGGGAAAGUGAGUGAGGGACUGGACUUCACUGAUGACAAUGCUAGAGCGGUGGUCACUAUUGGCAUUCCCUUCCCCAACAUCAAAGACCUUCAGGUUGAGCUGAAGAUGAAAUACAAUGAUCAGCAUUCCAAAUCCAGAGGGCUUCUUCCUGGAGGUCGCUGGUAUGAGAUCCAGGCCUAUCGGGCUCUAAACCAGGCAUUGGGAAGGUGUAUUCGACAUAAAAAUGACUGGGGGGCACUUAUUCUAGUGGAUGAUCGUUUUAGGGCUAACCCCAACAAGUACAUCACAGGCCUGUCAAAGUGGGUGCGUCAGCUGGUGAAGCAUCAUGAUAACUUCACUAGCGCCAUACAGUCCCUGGUGUCCUUCUCCCAGAUUCAACAGGGGGCAGUGCAGACCCACAGUGAGGAGCUUGGUCAGAUGGCCCCUGCGUCUUCCAGUGUCUCAGGGAGUGACAUGUCAACUCUCUUGUCCUCUGCUGACCCCCCGAUUUUGCCCCUGAGUUCUGAGGUUCAGGUUGUCGUCCCUUCUGUCAACAGUACUUCCGAACCAGGUGACCAGAAGUUUCCACAGCCUCCAUCUGAACCACCAGCUCCAGAGUGUAAUGGCUAUAAAAAUUUGCCCACGUCACGAUCCUCACUCAACCUGUUCACCUCCACUCCUGUCAGUGCCCGAUUGAGAACUCCUCUUUUUAAAUGUAAAGACUCCAAAAAGGACACUGGCCAGAGUGGAAAUCCAGACAUCAGUAAGAAGCAUACCAUUCCAGCGCUUGAGGAGGAACAGACAGCUCAGACAGGGGGUCUUACCAAGAGUGGACUGCAUGAGAUUCCACCUGAUCCUCCUCCUCAACAACUAGACCUGUCUCCUCUAAAGACAGCCCUGGACUGUACAUCCAGCAAGGAUAUUAGUGUAGUAGAGCCGGAAGACAGGGAAGAGCAGGACCAGAGUAUCUUCUACACCCCAGAGCUGUUUGAAGAGGAGGAGGAGGAUGAAGAGGCUACCACAGUAGAAGCGUAGAAGAGCCAAAGAUUUCACUUAAAAUGGAACAGAUCAAUCCUUCAUCUAAUGGGCCACUUUCUGAGGACUUGUUUGACUGUGAAAAGAGCCAAAAGAGAACCUGCACUGGCUCUACUGAUCUUAGGGAAGGCACUGAGUUUCCUAUCAGAGACAGUGUGCUAUCUCAGAGUGUGGCAGAGCAGGCAGGGAUGAGCUGUAGCACAGGCAGUGAGGACAGGACCACAAGGCAACAACAACAUAACAGCAAGUCACAUAGGCUCUCCAGGUCUAGACAGAAAGCCCCAAGCAAACCAGUAGGAGCAGGUAAAAUCACUGCACACUUCAUGUGCCUCCCUAAGGACAGCCAGCCAGAUGUCAUCACGGUUGAUGAUUGAUUUGAAAAGUUGCAAUCUGAAUAAUGGUUAAAAAAAAAAAAACGUUUUAGGAAAUAAAUUCUGAAUAAGGCUGCGCAUUAUGGACAUUAAACCAUAUUGCAGUUUUAUCUGCAUGGUUACGAUUCAUGUGUCUCGCGAAAUAUUUAAAAAAAAAUAAUAAUUGAGAACCUUUGAUGUGACACAGGCCUGUGUUAUUUUGAUCAAAAUGAUAUUUGUUGGAUCAUUUGAAAGCCUAGAUUCGUCAGAUCACCCCACAGAACUCUCAUCAGAACAUCUGUAGGGGGUCAGCACACAAUGAAACAUUUAGAGAUUGGUUAGAGUGCUUAUUUUCACUUUACAGCCACCUCCGAACAAAGUUUUACAGGCUUUGAUAUUUCCAAACGAGCACUCGAAUACUCAUUCUCAAAAUCACCCUUAGAAUUCACAAUAUUUAAAGUAUUUUUUUAUAGUCACCUUUCUGACAAAACAAAUAUGCUUACAUUUUAAUCAGUGUUUCAGUCUAACCGACUGCGCUAAACGUGAGUCUGUCAAAACUUUUCCUACAUUUUUCCUACUUUUUGCAUGAGUGUAAACACUAUAGAGAUCAAGUCAAAUCGCACACGCCUACUCUCUUUAGUUCUCUAAACUAGAGUUGAAGUAAUAUU
This is a messenger RNA of Colossoma macropomum (tambaqui), 4516 nucleotides long. It is a transcript of the gene brip1, whose product is annotated as BRCA1 interacting protein C-terminal helicase 1. NCBI's taxonomy places the organism in Eukaryota, Metazoa, Chordata, Actinopteri, Characiformes, Serrasalmidae. The record is from RefSeq and is a predicted model, not a curated record. Gene Ontology annotation, cellular component: nucleus. The transcript is spliced from 20 exons. Gene Ontology annotation, molecular function: DNA binding; ATP binding; DNA helicase activity. Gene Ontology annotation, biological process: nucleotide-excision repair; double-strand break repair involved in meiotic recombination. The coding region runs from base 118 to 3498 and encodes 1126 amino acids.